Messenger RNA from Tarenaya hassleriana, 1209 nucleotides. RefSeq lists its product as uncharacterized. Lineage: Eukaryota; Viridiplantae; Streptophyta; Magnoliopsida; Brassicales; Cleomaceae. The record is from RefSeq and is a predicted model, not a curated record. Gene Ontology annotation, molecular function: protein dimerization activity. The coding region runs from base 1 to 1209 and encodes 402 amino acids. The transcript has 3 exons.
AUGAUGAGGCGGUUCACAAAUCAAAGGAAUCUGCAUCGACCCGCGGUAACUAGGUUUGCGACUUCUUUUAUAACUCUUUCACAGUUCCACAAACAAAAGAAUAAUUUGAGAAAGAUGAUUACGUCACAAGAGUGGAAUGGAUCAAAAUGGUCAAAAGAGGCGGGGGGAAGGAAAAUGGCAGGAUUUCUUUUGCAAGAUUCCUUUUGGAGAAAUAUGUUAUAUUCUCUCAAGUUAACUGCACCUCUUGUUAAGGUUCUUAGGAUUAUUGAUGGGGAGAGAAAACCGUCAAUGGGUUAUAUGUAUGGAGCUAUGGAUAAGGCUAAAGAAGCUAUUGCUACAAAUUUUGGUUCCGAUGAUGAGCAAUAUAAGGUAGCAUUUGAGUAUAUUGAUAAGAGAUGGGACUGCCAACUUCACCGACCUUUGCAUGCUGCCGGCUAUUUUCUAAACCCAAGUCUUCAUUAUGGUAAUCCAGAUUCUAAUUGUGAAGAGGUUAUGAAGGGUGUAUUUGAAUGCAUUGCUAGAUUAUCUCGUACCGCUGAAAUGGAAGACAAGAUUAUAACAGAAAUGGACACAUAUAAAUCAGCGGAGGGUCUUUUCGGUCUACCUGCGGCCAUUAGAUCAAGGAGCACACGUUCUCCAGCAAAGUGGUGGUCUUCUUUCGGAUCUUCGACUCCUAAUCUUCAAAAGUUCGCCAUAAAAAUCCUCAGCCUCACUUGUAGUGCUACAGGUUGUGAGAGAAAUUGGGGUAUUUUUCAACAUAUUCACACCAAGAAGAGAAACAGAUUACUACAAAGUCGGCUCAAUGACUUGGUUUUCAUUAAAUACAAUCGUGCUUUGCAACGCCGAUACAAAAUGGAAAACACACGUGAUCCCAUUCUUUUGGAUGAAAUUGAUGAAAGCAGUGAAUGGUUACUUGGAAGAAUGGAAGGCAACUCAGAUGACGAUGAUUUUGUGUUUGAUGAUGAUGAUAGCCUCACGUGGAGUCAAGUUGGUAGGAUAGCAGGGGCUUACGAUCCGAGUUAUAAUACUAGGCGUUCAAGUUCAACAAAUGCACAAGAUGGUCCCGCUCUUUCCUCCCGGAUGAAUAAAAGAAAGAGUAUAGCUAUUGAGAACACUUUGACAUUGAUGGAUGAGGAAGAAGAAGAAGAUAUUGGUAAAGACAAUGAUUACGACGAAGAUGAAUGUUAUGAUCAUAUUGAUCUUGAUUAG